AUGAGCCAAGAGGCGGACAUGUUCGACGACCCGGACCUGGGGCUGGGCGAGGAGGAGGACGAGACGGAGAUCACGCAGGAGGACUGCUGGACGGUUAUUUCGAGUUUCUUCGAGGAAAAGGGCCUGGUCCGGCAGCAGCUCGACUCGUUUGACGAGUUUGUGCACCACACCAUGCAGGAGCUCAUCGACGAGGCCGGCGAUCUCACGCUCGAGCAGCAAGAACAGCACUCGGGUCUCUCCGGCGACGUCAUGCGCCGCUACGAGCUCAAGUGGGGCCAGGUCUUCCUCGCCCGUCCCACGGUCACAGAGAUGGAUGGCGCAGUCGUGCCCGUCUUCCCCCAGGAGGCCAGGCUCCGCAACCUUACCUAUUCCUCCCCCAUAUAUCUCGAGGUCGCGCGCAAGUUCUCCGUCGCACAUCCCACGGGAGAUGGCGCUGAGCUUGACUGGAAGCCGGAGCUGGAGGACAAGUUCAUCGAGGGUGCGGACAACCCAAAGGUCUGGAUCGGAAAGAUGCCCAUCAUGGUCCGCUCCGACUUUUGCUUCUUGUCCGCCGUCGAGGAGCAGAACCUGUACGACCUGAACGAAUGCCCGUACGACUCCGGAGGCUACUUCAUCAUCAACGGCUCCGAGAAGGUGCUCAUUGCACAAGAGCGCAUGGCCACCAACCACGUCUACGUCUUCGCCAAAGCCCAGCCCUCGCCCAUCAAUUUCCUCGCCGAGAUUCGUUCGGCCGUCGAAAAGUCGGGCAAGACCAUCUCGCAGUUCCAGGUCAAGAUGUUCCAUCGCAGCCAGGAGAAGACGUCUGGAAACGUCAUCAAGGCGACUAUACCGUAUAUCAAGGUCGACAUACCCAUUUGGGUCGUCUUCCGUGCGCUGGGUGUCAUCUCCGACCGUGACAUUCUCGAGCACAUCUGCUACGACAUGGACGAUGCACCCAUGCUCGAGAUGCUCAAGCCCUGUAUCGACGACGGUUUCGUCAUCCAGGACCGCGACAUUGCGUUGGACUUCAUCGGAAACCGUGGAACAACAACCGGUCUCUCGCGCGACCGUCGUAUCCGCUACGCACAAGAGAUUUUGCAGAAGGAGAUGCUGCCCCACGUCUCAAUGGCCGAGGGCUCCGAGUCGCGCAAGGCAUACUUCUUCGGAUACAUGGUCCACCGUCUCUUGCUCGCCGCCAUGGAGCGUCGCGAACUCGACGACCGUGACCACUUCGGCAAGAAGCGCUUGGAUUUGGCUGGACCUUUGUUGGCGAACCUGUUCCGCAUGCUGUUCAGGAAGUUGACGAGGGAUGUCUACCGUCACCUGCAGAAGUGUGUCGAAACGCACAAGGAGUUCAGCUUGGGUCUCGCCAUCAAGCACACGACGAUCACCAACGGCUUGAAGUACUCGCUCGCCACAGGAAACUGGGGUGACCAGAAGAAGGCUAUGUCCGCGAAAGCCGGUGUUUCCCAAGUGUUGAACCGUUACACUUACGCUUCAACCCUCUCCCACUUGCGCCGCUGCAACACGCCUCUUGGUCGUGAGGGCAAGAUCGCCAAGCCGCGUCAAUUACACAACACCCAUUGGGGUAUGGUCUGCCCGGCCGAGACGCCCGAGGGUCAAGCGUGCGGUUUGGUCAAGAACCUCUCACUCAUGGCAUGUAUCUCUGUCGGCUCCAUGAGCGGCACCAUCGUCGACUUCUUGGAGGAGUGGGGCUUGGAACCUUUGGACGAACUGCAGGAGGCGAAGGACAAGCGCAUCACGAAGGUCUUCGUCAACGGUGUCUGGGUUGGUGUACAUCGCGAUCCCACGAACCUCAUCACGACGUUGAAGAGGUUGAGGAGAAAGGACGACGUCCAUCCCGAGGUGUCUAUCGUGCGCGAUAUUCGCGAGCGCGAGUUGAGAAUAUACACGGAUCCGGGACGCGUAUGUCGUCCGCUGUUCGUCGUGGAAGACGGCAUGCUCGUGAUCGAGAAGAAGCACGUGCAGUGGGUUUCCCAGGGUCAUACCGAUGACCCGAACGAACCCUUCCGCUGGUCGCAGCUCAUCAAGACGGGUGUCAUUGAGAUGUUGGACGCCGAGGAGGAGGAGACGGUCAUGAUCAGCAUGUCCAACGAGGAUUUGGAGGCGAGGAAGCUCGAGGCGCAGGGACUGGACACGCAUGAGGACACGAACCCGGACAGCAUGCAUUUCGACCCAUCGAGCAGGUUGAAGCCUAUGUCGACUAUGCGACCGCAUCUGUUUACGCAUUGCGAGAUUCAUCCGAGUAUGAUACUGGGUAUCUGCGCCAGUAUCAUUCCGUUCCCGGAUCACAAUCAGUCACCGCGUAACACGUACCAGUCCGCCAUGGGUAAACAGGCCAUGGGCAUCUACCUUACCAACUUCCUCGUCCGCAUGGACACGAUGGCGAACAUCCUCUACUACCCGCAGAAGCCGCUCGCCACAACACGCUCGAUGGAGUACCUCAAGUUCCGCGAGCUUCCUGCUGGUCAAAACGCUAUUGUCGCGAUCUUGUGUUACAGCGGUUACAACCAGGAAGAUUCCGUCAUCAUGAAUCAGUCGUCUAUCGACCGCGGCCUGUUCCGCUCGAUCUACUACAGGAGUUAUAUGGAUCUGGAGAAGAAGAGUGGUGUGCAACAGUUGGAGGAGUUCGAGAAGCCGACGAGGGAUACGACGUUGCACAUGAAGCAUGGGACGUACGAUAAGCUCGAGGACGACGGGAUGAUCGCACCUGGAACGGGUGUGAACGGUGGAGACAUCAUCAUCGGAAAGACGGCUCCUUUGCCUGUCGACAGCGAGGAGCUCGGCCAGCGUAAUCGUUUGCACACUCGCCGCGAUGUGUCGACGCCGCUGAAGAGCACCGAGAGCGGUAUCGUCGACCAGGUGUUGAUUACCACGAACCACGAGGGCCAGAAGUUCGUCAAGAUCCGCGUCAGGUCUACGCGUAUACCGCAGAUCGGUGACAAGUUCGCGUCGAGGCACGGGCAGAAGGGUACGAUCGGUAUCACAUACCGCCAGGAGGACAUGCCGUUCACGAGCGAGGGUAUCACACCGGACAUCAUCAUCAACCCGCACGCUAUUCCUUCGCGUAUGACCAUCGGACAUUUGGUCGAGUGUUUGCUGAGCAAGGUCGCGACGCUCAUCGGGAACGAGGGUGAUGCGACACCGUUUACGGACUUGACGGUCGAGAGCGUGUCGACGUUCCUGAGGCAACAGGGAUACCACUCGCGUGGGCUGGAGAUCAUGUACCACGGUCAUACUGGACGCAAGUUGCAAGCGCAGGUCUACCUCGGCCCAACGUACUACCAGCGCCUGAAGCACAUGGUCGACGACAAGAUUCACGCGCGUGCACGUGGUCCCGUGCAGAUCUUGACGAGGCAGCCGGUCGAGGGUCGGUCAAGAGACGGUGGAUUGCGAUUCGGAGAGAUGGAGCGCGAUUGUAUGAUUUCGCAUGGUGUGGCGGCGUUCUUGAAGGAGAGGCUGUUCGACGCCAGUGAUGCGUACCGGUUGCAUGUUUGCGAUUCGUGCGGUCUGACGGCUAUCGCGAACUUGAAAAAGCAAACGUUCGAGUGCCGUGCAUGCAAGACCAAGACGGCCGUGUCGCAGUUGUACAUCCCGUACGCUGCCAAACUGCUCUUCCAGGAACUGCAAAGCAUGAACAUCGCCCCGCGGUUAUACACCACCUCCACUGGUCGUAUACGUGACUGA
Peniophora sp. CBMAI 1063 is the source of this 3687-nucleotide messenger RNA. The record is from the annotation of a GenBank genome assembly. Lineage: Eukaryota; Fungi; Basidiomycota; Agaricomycetes; Russulales; Peniophoraceae.